CUUCGUUCCAUGGGCGUGUGCGCGUCGGAGCUCAAGUAUUUGGCGCGUCCGGCCAAGGUCGACCAAAACUUGACGUUGCUCGUGCGGCACGCCGUCGAGGGCCGCGUCGACGACGUCCGUGCCAUGGUCCAGCGCACCCCCAAGCUCAUCCGGACCGUCGACCGCUUUGGCAUGUCGGCGUUGCAUUGGGCGUGUUAUGCGGGCAAGCUACCGUGCGUCACGGCGCUUCUCGAGGCCGGCGCCAACGUCCAGCAGGCCGACACCAACAAGCGCAACGCGCUCCACCACGCUUGCCGAAAAGGCCAUCUAGGGACGAUCCAGCUCUUGGUGACCACGCACCGCAUGGACGUCAACCGCCAGAGUGGCAACGGCGACACACCGCUGCACAAAGCAGUGUUGGCGGGGUCGCCGGGCGCGACGCUCCUCCUCCUCUACUACGGCGCCGACCCCACGCUCCCAAACUUGAAUUGUGACAAUGCGAUCCAAGAAGUGCAGGCCAAGAUCGCGCAGACGAUCGCUCGGAGUCGACGCAAUCCGGGAGCAGUCGUCGUGGCGCCGAUGGCAUCCAUGGCCGCCGUGGUCCAAGCCUCGACGACGCUCGAGCCGCAUACCGAAGGCGACUUCCACGACCUCUCCGAGACCAACGCUGGAGGCGAGACCGAGGCCACGACGGUCGAGCCCUUCCAUGAGAAGCCACAUACGACGCCUCCCGUGUCGCUGCAAAUCGCCAAGCGGUCGACCAAGCGGCUGCUGCGGGCGUCCACGACCAAGGUCAUUUUGAGCAUCCGCCAAAAGCAAGCGCUCGGUCAGUACGAAGUCAUUGCACACAUCUUUAGCGUCUACAACGAGAAAGCGACGCGGGCGGACGAGUGGCGCCGACUCCUCGAAGAGUACACACCGAUCCGCGUAGUAGUAUAAUCGGAAUGCUUCAUGACGCGUGGGC
Molecule: messenger RNA, 943 nt
Organism: Saprolegnia parasitica CBS 223.65
Lineage: Eukaryota; Oomycota; Saprolegniomycetes; Saprolegniales; Saprolegniaceae
Exons: 7
Coding region: 10-918 (302 amino acids)
Cellular component (GO): cytoplasm; nucleus
Molecular function (GO): protein binding
Source: RefSeq, a predicted model, not a curated record